Strongylocentrotus purpuratus (purple sea urchin) is the source of this 2450-nucleotide messenger RNA. RefSeq names its product caspase-7-like. Bases 4 to 855 code for a protein of 283 amino acids. Gene Ontology annotation, cellular component: cytoplasm. The record is from RefSeq and is a predicted model, not a curated record. NCBI's taxonomy places the organism in Eukaryota, Metazoa, Echinodermata, Echinoidea, Camarodonta, Strongylocentrotidae. The transcript has 4 exons. Gene Ontology annotation, biological process: proteolysis; apoptotic process.
GCCAUGGUAACCGAUUCGAACAUACCAAAUGGAGACAUUUCACACUCGUUACAACAGCUGCAGAAACUAAAUAUUAGAAGUACCGUUCAACCUGUGGUUUACAAGAUGGACUAUCCGUGUCGAGGAAAGGCGGUGAUUGUCAAUCAGACCCGGUUCGAUCCGAUGACUGGCAUGUCGAACCGGGAAGGAACAGACCCGGAUAUUGAAGGACUUGAUCGAGUGUUUAGCAAUCUCGGCUUCCGGACCGAGGCUCAUAGUGAUCUGACGAUAGACGAAUUUAGAAAACUUCUCAAAGAACUCAGCAUUGAAGAUUUCAGCAACGACGAUUGCUUACUGUUCAUCGCCAUGAGUCACGGCGAAGAGGGCGUCCUAUACUGUAGAGAUGGCACAGUGGCAGUUGACGAGUUAGUUUGUCGCCUGAAAGGGAUCAUGUGCCCGACACUAGUUGGAAAACCAAAGCUCUUCUUUAUACAGGCAUGCAGAGGCACCCAGAUGGACCAUGGUGUUCGUGUUCCUGCCGGUGAGGGCGACGAUGAACCUGAUGCUGCCCUCGGCCAGAAAAUGUUUUACACUAUUCCGGUGGAGGCAGAUUUUCUUAUGGCAUUUUCAUCAACGCCAGGUUACUACUCGUGGCGGAGUAUCCGAGAAGGAUCGUGGUUCAUACAAGCCAUCAUUACCAUCUUUGAGAAAUACGGAACGUGCAUGGAUGUGAAUCAAAUGAUGACCCGUGUGAACAGAGCGGUCGCUUAUCGAUACGAAUCGAUAUCCGGUGACGAGCGGUACAACGGGCGAAAGCAGAUGCCUUGUUUUGUGUCCACACUAACGAAAGAACUUUACUUCAUACCGAAGAAAUAAUGAACGAGUGAUAUUCAUUGCAUAUUUAUUAUUAAUUUGUACAAAUUUAGAGACAAUGACUAUCGGCUAGAUGUUUCACUAUGCAAAGUGUUUAACAAUGCUUGCAAAAGCACAGAAAAGCUUUGUGUUUUUGACACCUUUCGCGGAAGACCUGUAGAUCUGGGAACACUUCAUUCCGAAUGAAAUGAAGAACAAAUGAUUUUUUAAGGAAUACAUUAUUUAUAAUCAUGUAAAGAUUUAAAAACACCGACAAUGAGCUUGGCUGAUAUUAUUGUUCGAAAUGGAGAGGCUGCAACUGCGAGAGCAACACAUACGAAUGAUGCCGUGUUUUUAUUUUAACUUUCGUGGAAGAUCUAUAACAUCAAUGAUCAACGGUAUUGACCAUGAUGUGGAAUCUUGACAUUGACAUGAAACGUUUGUCAGCUAAUUAUUAAAAGCAUUCAAUGCUUAAAUUGUAUUUCACUCGACGAUCAUGAUCAGUAGCCGUGUUUUGUGAAUUUUUGUCUCAACGUUACAAAUGAAGUAUUUAUACACCGAUGAAAUCGUGGAAAUACAACGAGCACUGACCAGUUACACAUUAUAAAAUAUAGUGUAUAACUGUAAAGAUAUGAGAAAAACAAAGACUGUUUAGUUUAUCAAUGUAUACAUUGAAUAUUUGCUCAAAUUUGCAAGAGAAAGCAGGUAGAUGCCAAAAUGGCAAACUAACGCUCGAGUCGAAUAUAUACAUGUUUUUAAAAAAGACGAUUUGAGCUCAGUUUAUUGAUGUUUCAAAUCCGGCAGAUGACCUAUAAAUACUAUGUUAACGUUCACGAGAAAACGUCGUACCGAAUAUGUUGCGGGAAUGCUGAAAUUUGAAAUGAACAUGCAAGUAUUAAUGUUUAAGGAAUAAUAACUUACCAGCUUUGUUAUAUUUUAAUCAUUACUUUGAUGGAUGGAUUCUGCUUGAUUUAUCAUCGGAGGAGCAGAUUUCUUGCCCGUCGUUGUAUAUAGUGCCUUGGUUAUUUUCGCAAGGGGCAGACAAAAGUGCAAACAACCUGUGAAACAAAAAUUUGGCAUUGGUUUACUGGGUAGGGGUAGGGGAUCAUGUUGCCCUAAUCUUCCCUUUUAUUCCAAAUUUAGUUAUAGUUUUCUGAACUGUGAACGGGACAAGAUGCGUCAUUGUCCGGAUUCAAUUUUAUAUUCAUUCUCUGCAAGAAACCAGCUUUCGUGAUUCUUCAUCAUUAUAAAUGAAAUAUCUCUUCUUUGAACAACAAGAUUAAUCGCAAAUGUUUCCGAUCGAUCAAUUCAUUGGCAUAUUCGAUACUUUAAGGUAUAUCCAUAUAAUUCGUGAUCUCAUUAUGUAUUAUGUCAUUCUCAUGCCCCCAUAUUUCAAUGGGAGAUGGACAAGACAAAAUAGAAAUUGCGUGGGGUUCAAUUUCCGAUUUUUUAAAAAACAUUUGCUAUUUUGUUUGUGUGUGUGCAUACAAAUGACUUUGUUCAAUACUUUCUCGUAUUUCCAAGUAUUAAAAUAAGCGCAUCGUCUUUAGAUAUUGAUUGUUUGAUGAAAGAAAUAUGAAUGUUUAUCAUAAUGAGAAUAACAGCACGCAUUUUUCUAA